AUGGACCAGGAUGCCUGCCUUUUUCAGAUGUUCUUCAACCCUUCUUUCUCCAUUAUGGAGUCAGCCAUGUUGCUGGCCAUGUCUGUGCAUGGAUUUGUGGCCAUCUAUAACCCACUGCACUAUACAGCCAUCCUCACCCUGCCCUGUAUCUUUGGCACAGGAACUAUCAUGAGGCUGAAAAGCAUUAUUCUCAUGGGCCCGUUGCCCAUGCUGUUAAGGUACCUGCCCUUCUGUGGCCAUAAUGUCCUCUCCCAUUCCUACUGCCUCCACCCCAACCUUAUCCAUCUACCUUGUGGGGAUGUUUCUAUCAACAAUAUCUAUGGGCUUUUCAUUGUUACCUCUACUUUUGGGCUGGAUUCACUGCUUAUUGUGGUCUCCUGUGGGCUCAUACUCCACACUGUAGUGAGUAUCACCACUGGGGAGGGGCGGAGGAAGGCACUCAACACAUGUGGAUCACGUAUCUGUGCUGUGCUUGCUUACUAUGUGCCUAUGAUUGGUUUAUCUAUGGUGCAUCGCUUUGGACUCCACAUGUCCCCUUUGGUGCAUGCUAUGAUGGCCAAUGCUUAUCUCUUUUUCCCACCUGUUAUCAACCCCAUUGUCUACAGCAUUAAGACCAAAGAGAUCCAUCAUAGCAUUGUCUGA
Molecule: messenger RNA, 642 nt
Organism: Leptonychotes weddellii (Weddell seal)
Lineage: Eukaryota; Metazoa; Chordata; Mammalia; Carnivora; Phocidae
Source: RefSeq, a predicted model, not a curated record